This is a messenger RNA of Manis pentadactyla (Chinese pangolin), 2625 nucleotides long. It is a transcript of the gene GLS2, whose product is annotated as glutaminase 2. Gene Ontology annotation, molecular function: glutaminase activity; protein binding. The transcript has 21 exons. Lineage: Eukaryota; Metazoa; Chordata; Mammalia; Pholidota; Manidae. The record is from RefSeq and is a predicted model, not a curated record. Bases 494 to 2131 code for a protein of 545 amino acids. Gene Ontology annotation, biological process: L-glutamine catabolic process.
CGGCGGCCAGGGCCGGCGGGGAGGCUGGGGUCACCUGAGCCGGAGCCCGCUCCUAGGCGGGGGCGUCCGGCACCACCUCAGUGAAGCCACGGCACAGGACAGGGCGAUGCCGCACAGCCACCAGCCGCAGCACCGGAAUCAAUACGGAGCUUGAGGCCGCCGCGCCCGGAAGGAGGCGCGCCGUCCGCCCUGGGGGGCUGUGGGAGGUGGGCCCUCGGGAGGGAGCCUGUCCGAGGUGCGUCCUGCACUCGGAAGAAGCCAACAUAGACACUAUUCAAGUACACUACAGCAGGAACGGGAAACGGACCACCUCCCCUGUCACUGACAACUGCUUUUUGACAUUCAGAAACACGCACACCGUAAUUAAAGUAGCCAGGCAGACACACCACUGCUCACCACCACUGGAGUCCCUGACCUGACAGGGAUGUGGAGCAUCUUUUCAUAUGCUUAACAGGAUGGGCAGGACUAUGCCAGUGAUACGUCAGAGAGUGGCAUGCUGUUUCGCCUGGGUGAUCUGCUCUUCUACACUAUUGCCGAGGGACAGGAACGAAUCCCUAUCCACAAGUUCACAACUGCACUGAAGGCCACCGGACUGCAGACGUCAGACCCACGGCUUCGAGACUGCAUGAGCCAGAUGCACCACAUGGUCCAAGAGUCCAGCAGUGGUGGCCUCUUGGAUCGAGAUCUCUUCCGAAAGUGUGUGAGCAGCAACAUUGUACUCCUGACCCAGGCAUUCCGGAAGAAGUUUGUCAUUCCUGAUUUUGAGGAGUUCACAGGCCACGUGGAUCGCAUCUUUGAGGAUGCCAAAGAGCUCACUGGAGGCAAAGUGGCAGCCUACAUCCCUCAGCUGGCCAAGUCAAAUCCAGAGCUGUGGGGUGUCUCCCUGUGCACUGUGGAUGGUCAGCGGCACUCUGUGGGCCACACAAAGGUCCCCUUCUGCCUGCAGUCCUGUGUGAAGCCCCUCACCUAUGCCAUCUCCAUAAGCACCCUAGGCACUGACUACGUGCACAAGUUUGUGGGCAAGGAGCCCAGUGGCCUCCGCUACAACAAACUCUCCCUCAAUGAGGAAGGAAUCCCCCAUAACCCUAUGGUCAAUGCUGGUGCCAUUGUCGUGAGCUCUCUCAUCAAGAUGGACUGUAACAAAGCAGAGAAGUUUGAUUUUGUGUUGCAAUACCUGAACAAAAUGGCUGGGAAUGAAUACAUGGGUUUCAGCAAUGCCACAUUCCAGUCAGAGAAGGAGACAGGGGAUCGGAAUUAUGCCAUUGGUUAUUACCUGAAGGAAAAGAAGUGCUUUCCUAAGGGGGUAGACAUGAUGGCUGCCCUUGAUCUCUACUUCCAGCUGUGCUCCGUGGAGGUGACCUGUGAAUCAGGUAGUGUCAUGGCAGCCACCCUGGCCAAUGGAGGGAUCUGCCCCAUCACAGGCGAGAGUGUGCUGAGUGCCGAAGCAGUGCGCAACACCCUCAGCCUCAUGCACUCCUGUGGCAUGUACGACUUCUCGGGCCAGUUUGCCUUCCACUGCAUCCUCAGUUUUCACUUUGUCCUUAAGGUGGGCCUGCCAGCCAAGUCGGCUGUGUCAGGAGCCAUCCUCCUGGUGGUACCCAAUGUCAUGGGAAUGAUGUGUCUGUCACCUCCACUGGACAAGCUAGGGAACAGCCAUAGGGGCAUCAGCUUCUGCCAGAAGUUGGUGUCUCUCUUCAAUUUUCACAACUAUGACAACCUGAGGCACUGUGCUCGGAAGUUAGACCCACGGCGUGAAGGGGAAGAAGUUCGGAACAAGACUGUGGUCAAUCUGUUAUUUGCUGCCUAUAGUGGAGAUGUCUCGGCCCUUCGAAGGUUUGCCCUAUCAGCCAUGGACAUGGAACAGAAAGACUAUGACUCCCGCACAGCCCUGCAUGUGGCUGCAGCUGAAGGACACAUCGAAGUUGUUAAAUUCCUGAUUGAGGCUUGCAAAGUGAACCCUUUUGUCAAGGAUAGGUGGGGCAACAUUCCCCUGGAUGAUGCUGUGCAGUUCAACCACCUGGAAGUGGAGAAACUGCUUCAAGAUUACCAGGACUCCUACACACCAUCUGAGACUCAGGCCGAGGCAGUGGCUGAGGCCCUGUCCAAAGAGAACCUAGAGAGCAUGGUGUAAGCGUGCAGUGCGCAGGCCCUGCUCAAGGAAAAGCAUGAGUUGGCUCCACACUUACCCCAAAACCACCAGACAUGCUACAGACUCACACUGUGUCAGCGAGGACCAAAACUUAAGCCAGUGCUUUCUGUGAGAGUCAAAACCCCAUUCCUUGGCAGACAGGCUGCAGAAAAGUACCUUGGUGGACACUAGAGCUCUCUAUGGAGACUGUGGGGCUUCUUUGUGGUACAGCCUAUAAUGACUUGGCCCACUCAAAACUAUCCUAGGUCUUCACCUUAAAGAAACCAUCAUGAUAGAGACAGAUAUAUAUUCUGGUAAGGGGCUCUAGCCACCAUGCACAUGUGUGUAUCCACAGAGGAAAGAGGGCGACUAUGCGCUUAGCUUUAGUAGUCUCAUGAGAUCUGCCCCCUCAACCAGGAAUUGCUGCUACUGUGAACAGCAAUUUUAUAGACAAAGAAAGUAUUUUGUGUGCAAAUAAACUUUAAUUACAUAAAUUA